AUGGGCCGGUCAUGGACCAGCCAACUGAAUGGUCACAAGCUCGUGAGAAACACCUCUGACUGGGUGGUCCGGCACACGAACUCCCGCACUGUUGUAGUAUGGCUUUGCAUUGACCUCUUUAUCUCCCUCGGCCUUGGCACGUAUUACUUCCUCUUUAGAUACGUCUCUUCGCUCGGCUGGGUGCCUUUGCAGAUGAUGAGCAACUUUAAGUUCUACAUCCUCAUCGCUGGCAUCCGAGCCGCAUGCACACUCUGGGGUAUCACCUCGGUCCUGCGGCGGAAGGUGAAGCACGUGAAGCUGUAUUACACCGUUUUCCUCCUCAAUCUGCUUGUCGCUGUCUGGCUCAUGGUGCCGAUCCUUCGCAUGGAUUGCAGCAGCUGUGAAGCAAACAAAAACUACUAUCAGUGCGAGGCUCUUCAGUCCUUUGCCCGCGACGGAGUUUCUUUAAACAAGGUCCCUCGGCCCAAGGGCUUCCCCCAUCGCGAGGUCCCGUACGCGGAGCCUCCAAAUCCAAAGAACUCUCAGGAGGUCGCUGUGACGAAAGCCGCAGAAUCUGUCGCCAGUUCGUCGUCCACGACCGUGCCUUCGACGACUGCGACUGCGACGGCCUCGCCUGCCAGAGAGGAUCAGCAGGCUGUUGAUGAUGCCAAGAAGCUUGCGGCCGCGACGCAGCAGCUCGGGAGGACCCCCGAAGGGGGCGCCCUGCUGGGUCUCAACCCGGGGCUGCUUUCGGCCGAGCCCGGUCAACACGAGGCCGAGAUGCUCGACGACCUCCUGAGCAGUGGCCGCCCUCGGCUGGUAGAGAAGAAGAGGAGGCGUUGGAAGGCUCCGAGCUUUCUCCAGCUGGAGGACCCACCACAGGGCGCUACAGGCGUGCUGCCUGCAAACGGGCAGUAUCUGCAGAGCCCUGCUGCCGCCGGUCAGCUUCCACAGCAGCCGCUGUUGCAGCAACCGCAGGUGAUGCCGUUUCUGCAGCCGCAGUGGGCGAACCCGCAGCAGGGCGUGAUUUCGCCGAACCAGCAGGGCCCGAAUUCGCCGAUCCCGCAGUACCUGGUUUCCCCGACCGCGCAAGUCACCCCAACACAGCCUCAGCCGAUGGUUCAAGUCCCUCAGGCGCAACCUAUGCAAGGACAGCCGAUCUCCCCGUACGCAGCGGCUCCUGCAAAUCAGGCCGCUAUGGUGGCACAAGCGACGCCGGUCGCUGCCACAACGGCCACCACGACUACAGCCGUGACAGGAACGACGACGAAGCCUCUUGAUCGUCAGGUCUCGGAAGGAGACGCGGCCGAGACGAUCGCGGAAUCGACCUCAGUGCAAGAAGCUGUAGAUCUCACGAAAAAGCUCUACCACAAAAGGUGCCGGUGCGAUAAAGAGAGCUGCAGGUCUUACACCGACCACGAUGGGUAUGAGAAGGGCUGGUGUUUCCUCGACGAAGAGUCCGUCGAUCGCUGUCAUGCCGAGCGGAAACAAGUGUUCAAGGACCUGGACACGGGGCGGCUGUGGUCUCGGGACAUCUGUCACACGGCUGCCGCAGAUGAGCACAGUUGUCAGUGCUCCGGUAUCGGCAUGAAACCCACGAGAGGCGCCUCCACCGUGGACCAGGCACUCCUGGGUGACAAGAAAUUCAAGUAUGGGUCCUCCUGCGAGAAGUGGAAUGGAGCCGCAACGGCCUUCAAGUGGUGCUAUGUCGGCUGGGACAGUCCCUGCGUCGAUCGGAGGAAGGACACAACCAUAUCGAGCAGCUACAAGGAGCAAGAGAUUCCCUCCCAGUACUGGUCGAGUGUCGCCUCCGAAUGCGAUGCACACGGGCUUGCCCUGAGGAAUGCAUCGGAUGCCUGUGAGAACCUGGAUUCCGUGGCGAACGUUGUCUGCUUGAUUCACCUCUUCUUGUCACUGCCGAUGGUUGCCGUGCUGUACAACUUCAUCUCUAACCGGUGUGGCGAUGACAUCAAGAUGGAGAGCCAGUUCGCCAUCGAAAGCAGCAGCAGUGACGAGGACGACAAUGAUGAGUUCGAGGCCGGUGUGGCCGACGACCGGGAGGACGAAAGCGAAAGUGCGGGUGACGACGCUGCUGUCCCGCAGUUCGCCGGCGAAGACGCAGCCCCGAAGCCAGAGGAGGCCGCGGAGAGCUCGUUUUGA
Messenger RNA from Symbiodinium sp. CCMP2592, 2139 nucleotides. The record is from the annotation of a GenBank genome assembly. Lineage: Eukaryota; Dinophyceae; Suessiales; Symbiodiniaceae.